AAAAAAAAAAAGAUCAAUUGUUGAUGCUUGAAAUUCACACUUCAUUCCAUAGCCACAAUGGGCAAAGUCCAACGCGGAACGCGAGCUAAGGCUUCUGGGUCGCCAUACCAGAAACCUGGAAAAGCUGAUAGAGGACCCCUGGGCAAAGCUACCUCGUCCAUCUUCAAGUUCAAUACGGAUCUUGGCCAGCACAUCCUGAAAAAUGGAGCAAUCGCGGACACAAUCGUUGAUAAAGCAAACGUCCAGCCCAGCCAGACUGUGCUUGAAGUUGGUCCUGGUCCUGGUAUCUUGACGACCCGUAUCCUGGAGAAGGCCAAGAAGGUUCUCGCUGUCGAAGUCGAUCCCCGCAUGGCGGCUGAAUUGACCAAACGCUUCCAAGGAACACCGGCAGAGAAGAAGCUCCAGAUUGUGCUCGGAGACUUCAUCAAGACGGAUCUCUCGAAACUCCCCCCUUUCCAAAUCUGUAUCAGUAACACGCCAUACCAGAUUUCGUCCCCGCUCGUCUUCAAACUUCUUUCCAUGCCCAACCCUCCCAAAAUGUGUGUUCUCAUGGUCCAGCGUGAAUUCGCCCUUCGACUGAUCGCGCGUCCCGGAGAUGCUCUGUACUCUCGUUUGUCUGUCAACGUGCAGUUCUUCGCUCGUGUCUCGCACAUCAUGAAAGUCGGGAGAAACAACUUCCGACCACCUCCUCAGGUCGAGUCCAGUGUCGUACGAAUCGAACCGAAAACGGGACGACCGGAAAUCAGCUGGGAUGAGUGGGACGGCAUGCUACGCAUCUGUUUCGUGCGAAAGAACAAGACCCUGCGAGCAGGAUUCAUGACGACCAAGAUCCGGAUGAUGAUCGAGAAGAAUUGGAUUACUUGGGCUUCGAUGAACCCGGAGAAGGUUGCUCAAGCCGAUAUUGAUAUUUUGCUCGGAAACACCCCUCUCCCGGAAUCGCUGGGUGCCAAGGAGGAUGGGGAUAUGGAUAUGACAGAGGACGCCGCUGGGGGACCAGAGGGCGACGAUGAUGACGUGGAUAUCUUUAUGGAUGAAGCGGCAACCAACGAUAAGAGUGCAUCCGGUGUGGCUAGUGGCCCCAUCGUGACGGUUGCCUCGCACCAGGUUCCUCGAAAUAUGGUGACCAAGCUGAUCCAACUCAAGAUCCAACGGAUUUUGGAUGGAGCCGGGCUGGCCACUGCUCGUGCAAACAAGUGUGACGAAAACGACUUCCUACGCCUUCUUCAUCUUUGCAACACAGAGGGCAUUCAUUUUUCCUGGCCCUUGCACGCUCUCAGCCGAGUGGUGCUGGACACUGCUCUACGCCCAUUAUGGAUUUGUCUCCAGCCUAUCGGGUCGGAAUCUCCGGCCUACGGCACACUCCAACCUUUAUAG
Molecule: messenger RNA, 1374 nt
Organism: Aspergillus ochraceoroseus IBT 24754
Lineage: Eukaryota; Fungi; Ascomycota; Eurotiomycetes; Eurotiales; Aspergillaceae
Product: dimethyladenosine transferase
Exons: 3
Coding region: 58-1374 (438 amino acids)
Biological process (GO): rRNA methylation
Cellular component (GO): mitochondrial matrix
Molecular function (GO): rRNA (adenine-N6,N6-)-dimethyltransferase activity
Source: RefSeq, a predicted model, not a curated record